Messenger RNA from Paramuricea clavata, 4493 nucleotides. The record is from the annotation of a GenBank genome assembly. Lineage: Eukaryota; Metazoa; Cnidaria; Anthozoa; Malacalcyonacea; Plexauridae.
AUGUUACUGGUUUCUGUCAUACCUGUGGUCAUACUUACCAAAUUUUGUUUCAGGCUUCACUUGCCAGUUGGCUACCAUGGUCGUGCUUCAUCAGUCGUUAUCUCGGGUACACCUGUCAGGAGACCUGUAGGACAGUCGAGGAUGGUUGAUGGUAAGUCUGGUCUCUAUGGAAGUACUUUUUCAGCUGCCAGCUGUACAAAGGCAAGUUGAAUGAGAAAUGACAGACAACAUACAAACAAAUGUUGGUAGAUGAAUAAACCAAAACAAAUCAGACUGAUUGAUGAACAGACUGACAGUAUACAAUUCAAUUUUUGUACCAUCAGUAGAAGUAAAUUUGAAGUAAACUUUUCUUUCAGACAAACCUCCAGUAUUUGGUGCGUGUAAAAUUUUGGACUUUGAGUUAGAAAUGGUGAGUUUUUAAAAAAAAUAAUAAAGGUCAAUCUUGUCAAUAUUGAAAAGUUGAUCGAAAAAUUAUCAAUAGUUAAAUAUUGACCAGGGGCCGGUUGUACGAAGGUCAGAUAGCGCUAUCCACCGGAUAGUGAUUUUUUUAACCUUUGUAAAAUGCUUGAAAAACUGUGAAACUACGUAUAUAGACGACACAAGAAGUAUAAAAAACAUUUAACUUGUAAAUACUAAACUGUAAUACGAGUUAUACCAUCAAAGACUGAUUUAAGAAAGCUUGAAAAAAUUCAUUAUUAUUUAUAGGCUUUCUUUGUUGGACCUGGAAACAAUCAAGGAGAACCUAUCCCUGUACAAAAGGUAAUACAUGUGGAUUAAACAACUAUUAUUUAGUUUUAACCUUCGGCUUCGCUAGCAACCUAGCACAAGUUAGCACAAUUAUAAAUUUAUUGUUAUAGUUCAGCUUAGCCUGCUCGCAGCCGUUGUUAUUCUUACGCAAAACGGUUCGUCUAAAACUUAAAUUAUUUCAUGAAUUCAUUCUAGGCUCAUGAACACAUUUUUGGAAUGGUUAUUAUGAAUGAUUGGAGUGGUAAGAUGAUUUAGAUGAACAGUUCUUUCAGCAUUUAAACUACAGCUCACUUAAACACCAUUGUUUGGCACAAAUGAUAAAUUGAAACAGUCGAGAUAAAUUGUUUGGUUAUUCUUGUGUGAAACUUUUGAAUGUUUUAAUGAGCUGAAUGAGCCCAGUUAAUCCGGCAUACGGCUAGUUAAAUAUGAUUGGACGAUCAGAUUAGACAGUUUGAAAGUUUCACGUAUGAGCACAACCUCGUUCCCAGGGUCUUUCCUCUUGUGGAGGAAAGAGCCUGGGAACGAGGUUGGUAUGAGCAGGGUUCGUAUAAAACUUGAAAAUCCUUGAAUGUCCUUCAAUUUGGAAACAAAAAUUCAAGGCCCUGAAAGUCCUUGAGUUUAUAAAGAAGUUCUUGAAAGUCCUUAAAUUGUUCUUGCUUUAGUGGAUAUUUUCUGAAAUUGUUUGGCAUUAGGAAUUGGACAUUUUGAAAUUGAUUUUGUUCAUGUCUUACAAAGGCCAAAGCUGUUUGAAAUUCAUUAAAGUUGCCGUUUUAACAAAUAUUAUUUUCAUUCACAUUUAGUCUGACAGCUUCUGAUAGCUUUAAUACACCCUUCCGGAAAGUAUAGAGCCUCGCUUUCGGUUAUAGAGCCUCGCUUUCGUGAUUGAGACGUUAGGCUUUAAUGUCACACACAAAAAACCGCGUCACAUAGACACCGGCAUACACGAAAUGGCGUACUUUCUGGAAGUGUGUAUUACCCAGGGCUUUCCUUUAUCUCAAUAACUCAAUUCUAAGAUGAAAUUUUAUUCAUGUUAAUUGACCAUUUGCGUAAUAGACUAAAUUUUGAUCUCAACAAAAAUUUCAUCAGAGCUUGAAACAGCAUCACAAAAUUAGUAAUAUUCCAAAGUUUCGUUGCGAAAUGUUGUAAAAUGCGGAAAAUAUAGCCUUGCGAAGUUUGCAAUUUUCAGUCAUUUUAGAUUACAAACGGGAAAUUGACAGCCCCAAACCCUUUGAGGCUGUCAAUUUCCCGUUUGUAAUCUAAAAUGACUGAAAAUUGCAAACUUCGCAAGGCUAUAUUUUCCGCAUUUUACAACAUUUCGCAACGAAACUUUGUUUGAAUUUAAAUUGUGUGAUGCUCCUUCAAGCUGUGAUGAAAUUUUUGUCUAGACUUGUUUAGAUCAAAAUUUAGUCUAUUACGCAAAUGGUCAAUUGAAAUGUUUUAUCUUUAUUAGCGAGAGACAUUCAGAAAUGGGAGUAUGUUCCUCUUGGUCCUUUCUUGGCCAAAAGUUUCUGUACAACAAUUUCACCCUGGGUUGUCACAAUGGAGGCUUUGCAGCCAUUCAUGCUUGCUAAUCCUGCCCAGGUAUGCUACGAGUUAGAUCAAGAAGCACAAUUGCAUAUACAAACAAACGACGCCAACAUUUGAUUUUUUCUGUGUUGGUGUUGUGUACUCAGGUGAAUAUGAUGUUUUUGAUGUUUCUCUGAGUGGGCUAGUAAUAGUAUUCCAAAGGUCGUAGGUUCGAUUCCCACCGUGGCCAGGCAUAUUUUUCAAGCUUGUCCGGUGUGGAUAUACACUAAAAGUAACAUCAAAAGACUAUCAGUACAAUCAUGUUUCAUGUGAACACAUCUCAGACUUACACAUAAUUAUACCGACUAAAUGAAAAACUUUUUUUUGGAACAUACCCGCGUUUUAUUCUUUUGGAUGAAACGCGGAUAUGACUAUUAAAGCCGCCAUCCGUCCGUCCGUAUCCGCGUUUUAUCCUAACCCGAUACGUAAGUACGCGAAUUAUCGUACCCUGACUGUGUAAGAAAAUUUCCCGCAAACUUAGUUUCCUGCAAAGAUAAUUUCCUAUUCCUGGCAGGGAUGCUGCUAGCGCUGCUGGACAUUUCCCAACACUGAUUAUGUGAUGCCCAUUACCCAGGACCUCCAGGAAGAACAAUUUAGAACUGAUACAAAGUGGGGAUGACGCUAUUAAGACUAUAGUCAUCUAGGCAAACAUUUUUAAUGACCAUUCAAACGAUCCUAACAAUGUUGGCCAGUGUUUCUUUCGGAAGUGUUUUAAAAGCACGGAUUAUCAGAUUUAUUCCAAUUUUCAAUUUGAAUAAAUCGGAUUAUCGUAUCCAAACAAAUUGAAUAAUAAGCAGUUUAAAAUAAACCACUUUUAACAUUGUUGCAUGAUUUGGGCCAACUUUUAUCCUGUAUAAUGGACUUAGUAUAAUACGAUUUAAAUUGUUGACAGGACCCACAACCGCUGCCAUAUCUACGACAUUCGGACCCAUACUCGCUGAAUGUGGACUUGGAAGUCGCUAUCAAAGGUAAAAGGCGAAAAAUUGAAAGAAACCUGAACAAAAUUAACCGCAAUUCAAUUCUAAAUGUGUACAGUAUAGUUCUUGGUAAUUGCCUAAUUGGCAGGGUUUGAGCAAGCUUCGCGGAGCAGUAGGGGGCGGUGAACAUCAAGAAAUGUACACACUUGCAGCGGCAAGCCAAUUAUACUAAAUAUAAGAUCAGCUUGGAAAUACAAGAUUAACACACAUAUUACUUAAACUCAUUAAGAAUUCAUGACAAAAUACAAACGACCCACAAAGCAAGCUAGCUCGUACAUGUUGGGCAUUAGGUGGGCAAUUUGCGAAUGCUCGCGUGGGCUCAAGGCAGGGGCGGAUCUACCGUGGGUGUGCAGGGGGGGGGGUGCGCAACCCACCUAGUGGUGUCCAGCAAUCCCCCUAGAGAAGUCCAGCACUUCCCUAAAAAAGUCUACUUGACCAUACAUUUUCUGCUUUUCGAAAGCGAUUAGCGGAACUUCCACUUGCUAUACAGCCAUAUUUUCAAACAUACUGUUCUUUAUUUUUUUAAUUUUUUCAAAUGUACUGUGCUACAGCAACUGUCCAGUCAUGCAUACGUGAUAAAAAGCCUAUAUAAACAAGAGAUAAUGUAAAACGUAACAGAACAGCGAACGUGCAGAUUCGGCCGUCUCAAAUAAUGGUAAUGUUGGAAUAGUAGUGUUGUAGACUGCAGAGGAGAGUGGGCAGUAAGGCACUCCUAUGCACCUCGUGGAAAACCUGCACCCCUUCUUGCAGAUGAGACUACAUCCGUCCCUGGAGCAAGGGAAGAAUCUGCGCGCGCGUUCACCAAUUACCCGAAAUGCCUUAAAUUUUCAAGUCAUACAGCCCGCGUGUUAAACUGUGAUCUUUCGGUAGAUCGUUGACUAACUUUUUCACAUAAGUGUCACGAGUCCGCAGCGGGAAUAGAACCCACGAUCUCAGAGGAGAAAGGCGAUUUGACGAUUGUGCCACAAAGAUUCCAGCUGCACCUGAUAACUACCUUACUAGUGAUACCUGUCUAGCUUAGUGAAAACUAAAUGAGCAUACAUCAUUUCUCAAGGGGAAGGAAUGGAUAAGCCUGGAGUAGUGUGCAAGUCGAACAUGAGGAAUCUAUACUGGACAGCUAAACAACAGCUAGCUCACCAUACUGUGACAGGAUGCAAUGCCAGACCAGGCGACCUCAUGGCUUCGGGCACCAUUAGCGGACCU